AUGUUGGUCGAGAACCGAGUUAGAGAGCUUUCUGAAAAACAUCGAAGAGAGAGGGUGAAGUUGUUCGAACAGCUAGAGGAUGCUAACCAACUAUAUGCUUGUUUGGAGUUGGAUAUCAAGAAACUGGCUAGCAAAUACCAGCAACUUCUUGGAGCUAAUCGUGCUACUGCUGCAGAGAUGAGAGCGGAGCCCAUAGAUUUACCUCAAAGUGCUGACCAAUUGCAAUUUCUUUGUCUACAAAUGAGAGAAGAACUGAUAGAGUUGAAAUCUGCUCGACAACAUGAGCGCGACGAACUGCGUGAUGAGAUUGCACUACUAAAAGAACAAAUCGAAGAAGAACGAAAUGCUAAGGUGGUGAUGGAGCGAGACCUCCUAGCUCAAGUCAAUCACCUGCAGACACAGUUGGGGAUCGCAGCAAGCAAACUUUCUUCUGCUGAUGCGAUGGCGUUGUCCAAUGAAUCUCAUUCAAGGCAAAUAAGAGAUCUCCAAAAUACGGUUGCUGAACUUGAAGCACAAGUGAAACAGGUUCAAAAUGAACGAGCGGCUGUAGAAAAAACUGCUCAAAACUAUAAAUCACGGUGUUCAUCUCUACAGACUGAAUUGGAUACAUCAGAGGCCGUUCAGAAAGAUUUCGUUCAAUUGUCACAAAGUUUGCAAAUACAGCUUGAAAAAAUUAGACAGUCAGAACAGGUGCGGUGA
This is a messenger RNA of Angiostrongylus costaricensis, 699 nucleotides long. The record is from the annotation of a GenBank genome assembly. NCBI's taxonomy places the organism in Eukaryota, Metazoa, Nematoda, Chromadorea, Rhabditida, Metastrongylidae.